This is a messenger RNA of Eimeria mitis, 822 nucleotides long. RefSeq lists its product as uncharacterized. The transcript is spliced from 3 exons. The coding region runs from base 1 to 822 and encodes 273 amino acids. The record is from RefSeq and is a predicted model, not a curated record. NCBI's taxonomy places the organism in Eukaryota, Apicomplexa, Conoidasida, Eucoccidiorida, Eimeriidae.
AUGCAUGCACUCUCAUUGCUUCUGCUGCUGCAGCACCAGCAGCAGCAGCAGCAGCACCACCAUCAGCAGCAGCAGCAGCAGCAGCAGCAGCAGGAGGAGCAGCAGCAGCAGGAGGAGGAGGAGGUUCUGGUGUAUCGUGUCUGCAUGCGUUUGCUUUGGUUUGUUUUUGUGCCAGAUACUACUGCAGCAGAAGAACAGCAAACGGUGCAGCAACGAACUGUACAUGUUGAGCUGCCUAUACACCCCAAUAAAGAUAAACCACGAAACCACCACACCUGCUGCGACGACCAACUCGCGCUGCUGCCCCCCCAAACUGCAGCAGCAGCAGCAGCAGCAGCAGGAGAUGAAGCAGAAGCAGACGGAGGAGAAGCAGCAGCAGAUCACCUGCCUUUGAAAACAGAGACGCAGCAAGGGGAAGAGGAGGCAGAAAUGCCAGCAGCAGCAGCAGCAGCAGCAGCAGCAGCAGCAGCAGACACUUGUUACGAGCAGCAGCAGCUGCAGCAGCAGCAGCUGCAGCAGAAAGGAGACAAACUGCAGCACAAACCAACAGCAGCAGGAGACAAACAGCAGCAGGAGAUGAGCAGCUGCAGCACGAGACCAGCAGCAGCAGCAGGAGACAAGCAGCAGCAGCAGACACCGUCAGCUGCAGCACAGAAAGGAGCAGGAGGAGACAGUGAGCUGCAAAAGGAGACAAUUAGCAGCAGCAAGAGACAGCAGCAGCAGGAGGAGACAAUCAGCAGCAGCAGCAGCAGCAGCAGCAGCAGCAGCAGCAGCAGCAGCAAGAGUUUCAAUGGAGGCUCCAAAGGAGCCCCAGCUGCAUGA